This is a messenger RNA of Trichomonas vaginalis G3, 1875 nucleotides long. RefSeq names its product protein of unknown function, DUF4106 family. Bases 1 to 1875 code for a protein of 624 amino acids. The transcript has a single exon. NCBI's taxonomy places the organism in Eukaryota, Parabasalia, Trichomonadida, Trichomonadidae. The record is from RefSeq and is a predicted model, not a curated record.
AUGCUUAAGGAAGAUUAUGGUUACCCAGAUACUCUUGACUUUAGUGACAGAUAUAAAGAAGCUAUUAGAAAGUUCAAGGAAGGAAAUACUGACCCGAACCUAUUUAGCUUUAUGGUUCAGCAUAAAAUCGGAUAUAAUCUCAAACCUGGAAAAUACAAGCUCGCUAAGGGAUAUGAUUUAAUAGCAUAUCAUCCAAAUGACAUGAAUGAAUUUACUCCGAGAUAUUUGAUGUCAGAGCUAAAUGAUAAUUCAACUCUCUUCAUGAAACGCGUAAAAAAUAGAGACGGAACGAAAGAAGAAAGGUUUAUGAGUCCGGAUGACUUAGAUAGGGAACUUGUUAAAAACGGUCUCGGAAUAUAUGAAAUGCCAGCAGAUGAGGUACAAGAAACUCAACAGGAAGAAGUUCAGAUACAACCAGACAUGGAAGAAAUAGUUCAGCAACAACAGCUAGAAGAGCCUGAAGGAAACGAACAAGUCCCUCCUUUGGAAACUAACUUCACAGAACUAGAUGAAGAUUUGGAACAGCCGAAAAAUCUUGACCCCCAACAAGAGUAUGAGGUGAAUAUGGAAUCUUUCCAAGAGUCUAAGAAAAAUUCGGCUGACAUAGUAGAAGAAUAUCGAAAAAUGUUCACCGACAUACAAAAGACUCCAACAUCAGAUGAAAAUAUUCAGCAUAGAAUGGAAGUACUGAAAGAAAAUGUACGCAAAUACAAUAAUCCUUUUUACUUACGACCAUAUAACGUUCAAUCUUUGGCUGAACUCGGUGAAAAUAAAAGGUUAAAUUUCAACAAAACAUAUAGAAAUGAAACAUUGUUUAAAGUUCAUUCAGAACCUAACCAAUAUGGAAACAAACCUACUUUUGUUUCUGCAGACUAUGGAACUACAAUGAGAUGGGGUCAUAAAGCUAAUCCGGAUAGGUGGUUCAUAAACUUACAACCUCAAUUCCAAGAAGUUGUAGACGCAAUGGAAGUCAAUGGUGAACCAGAUAUAACGGGUAUUUUCAGCGCGGCUUUAAUGCCAUUGAAAGAUAUGAAAGAUGCAGAUAUUUUGGACCAGUAUGAAAUGAACAUGGCUGAGGGAAAUAUAACACCUGACGUUCUAGAACAUUUAUCUCAAAGAACUACACAGAACCAUAGAGAUGGUAUAUUUGGUGAAGAGUUUAGAAAGAAAGUUAGGGAGAGAGAAGGAAGAGAACCUAUUGUACAUGACCUUGCAAACGAAAGUUUGCAAAAUGUCAUAAAAACUUACUUUGCAGACAAUGAACCGAGAAUGGAUGAAUAUUUAAGAAAACUCAAAUGGACAGUACCAAAUGAAAUGUUAGUAUUGAAAAACAUGUUCCUUGACAAAAUAAAACCAACUACAGAAAUAAAUGACGCAAGACUGAAACAUUGGGUAAAAGCUUUCCCAUUCACAAAAGAUAUUAUUGGUUACAUGGAAAGAAAACCAGAAUGGCUACAAAAACAUAUAUUUGGAAACGAGCUUAUUCCAUAUGGACAAGCUCUGUUUGAAGAGCUUGAACCGGAAACUCAGGAAAGAGUCAUGCAAACAAUACGCGAAGACUCAAAUACAAACUAUGACAAAAUCUUUCUAGGAUAUAGGUUACCUGAGAUGGGCGACCAAAGCCCAAAGGCAAAAAGGACAUGGGAAAUUUACAACAUACUAGGUGAACAUGAGGCAAAGAUGCAACAACUUGAAGCAGAGGGCAAGUUACCAAAAGCGACACCAAAGAAGAAGAGAAGAGUAGAACAAAGUGAAAGUAGUGAAGAAGUAACUUCAUCUAGUGAAAGUAGUGGCAAUGAAGGAAAAAGAAGAGUUAAAAACUCAGUCAGGAAGAAAGUAAAGCUUGGUACGAGUGGGUUCUAUUAUGACACAUAA